Molecule: messenger RNA, 776 nt
Organism: Meloidogyne enterolobii
Lineage: Eukaryota; Metazoa; Nematoda; Chromadorea; Rhabditida; Meloidogynidae
Source: the annotation of a GenBank genome assembly
UUUUUUGUUUCUCUUCAAGCUUUUCACCUUCUAAUAAACAACCAACUCUAUUUACUAGCAUGUACAAUAAUCACCAGGGACUGUUCGGUUUCGCACCACAGCAUUCGCUUCUACAGCCAUUACCACCACCAUCACAUCUUUCUCAACGUGGUGGUGGGAUACUUGAAUCAGCAGGGGUUACUACUUCAAGCAGUAACAAUUUAUUACUUCGCUCGACAACGGGAAUUAAAAGUGAACAUUUUUUGAAAAGUGAACAUUCUACUACUGCUAGUCAACUUUUUAAUUGUUGGCCUAAUGUCUCACCGAUGCUGCAAAAUUGUGUUGGACAAUUGGCUAAAGCAAAAUUUGAACUCCCACCACCAAGCAAUCUUCGAAAAUCAAACUUUUUCCAUUUUACCAUCACUUUGAGAGAUCAUGGAGAUCAUCCUGUUGAAGUUGAACAAGCAACAUUUGCUGGUUUUGUUGAAAAAGGAAAAGAAGUGCCCGGUGAAAAUACUCGAAAUGGUAUUCAUUAUAAGUUGGUGCUUCUCUUCAUUAAUGGUGAGGAAAACUUCCCUUUGAAAGCUUUUUAUAAAGAAAAGUAGUUGUUAAAAUGUAUGUAGUUGACCCUAAUCUAAUUAGGCUAAGAGGCUGGUACUAAGUCCACUACUAGUAAAAUUUUGAGAGGAUAAAAAUAAAUUGACUUAAAGGAAAAUAAAAUAAUAGUCAUAUAAGAAAGAUCUGUGAAAAUUUUAUAAAAGAUAAUUUCCAGUAAACAAACAAUAAUAUGUGAAGGG